AAACAAGGGAAAGAGGAAAGAGAAAGUAGUAGACUUGCUUGCAUUCAAGUUGCAGGAGGGGAAUUAGCUGUAAAAGAAGUUUGGCGGAGAAGAUUGUUGGUUGAUUAUCAGAAAGCUCCAUCGGAGAAGACGACUCUUUUCAGAAAGCUCCGUCGAUCAAUCACGAAAUCCGAAAGCCCAAAACAAGGGAAAGAGGAAAGAGAAAGUAGUAGACUUGCUUGCAUUCAAGUUGCAGGAGGGGAAUUAGCUGUAAAAGAAGUUUGGCGGAGAAGAUUGUUGGUUGAUUAUCAGAAAGCUCCAUCGGAGAAGACGACUCUUUUCAGAAAGCUCCGUCGAUCAAUCACGAAAUCCGAAAGCCCAAAACAAGGGAAAGAGGAAAGAGAAAGUAGUAGACUUGCUUGCAUUCAAGUUGCAGGAGGGGAAUUAGCUGUAAAAGAAGUUUGGCGGAGAAGAUUGUUGGUUGAUUAUCAGAAAGCUCCAUCGGAGAAGACGACUCUUUUCAGAAAGCUCCGUCGAUCAAUCACGAAAUCCGAAAGCCCAAAACAAGGGAAAGAGGAAAGAGAAAGUAGUAGACUUGCUUGCAUUCAAGUUGCAGGAGGGGAACUAGCUGUAAAAGAAGUUUGGCGGAGAAGAUUGUUGGUUGAUUAUCAGAAAGCUCCAUCGGAGAAGACGACUCUUUUCAGAAAGCUCCGUCGAUCAAUCACGAAAUCCGAAAGCCCAAAACAAGGGAAAGAGGAAAGAGAAAGUAGUAGACUUGCUUGCAUUCAAGUUGCAGGAGGGGAAUUAGCUGUAAAAGAAGUUUGGCGGAGAAGAUUGUUGGUUGAUUAUCAGGUUUGUAAUGUGAAGGAUGUAUAUCGACAUCGAAAUGCGGCUAAGAUGAAAAGAAGAUACAACGAUUUAGAUCCUUAUCAGAAGCAAGUGUAUUAUGCUAAAAAAAAUAAACAUCGCAAGGGCCAAAAUAUGGGCGUUGCAUGUCUUGAUACUGAUGAAGUUUUAUCUGGACUUGAAGAACGAGAGGUCGAGAAUAGGAUGAGCAUAUUUCCAAACUCCUCUUUAUCUAAAUCUACGGUUAACAAACUCAUUACCGUUUUGGAUGUAAACCCAUAUGCAAAAAGCAUGACCACAUGGAAGAAAGUCUACCAUAAAUACAGAUGUCACGGCGGUUGGGAAUAUAAGUAUCAAAGAUGGGGAGAGGUAUAUUUACUUCUACAAAAAGGAGGUCCCACAGAUCACUACAAAGCUGGUGCAGUGGGGGAGAACUUAGAAGUACAAGCUUAUAAGUUUGGUGCUUUUGCUCGACAGAUAAAGGAUGUUGUUAAU
Striga asiatica is the source of this 1320-nucleotide messenger RNA. The record is from the annotation of a GenBank genome assembly. Lineage: Eukaryota; Viridiplantae; Streptophyta; Magnoliopsida; Lamiales; Orobanchaceae.